AUGAUCGGCCAGAAGACACUGUAUUCUUUCUUCUCCCCAAGCCCUGCCGGGAAGCGACGUACCCACAGUCCCGAGCCGGCCGACCAGGGGACCCGCGUGGUAACGAUAGCUGAGGACAACGGGGAUGCGUUGGCUAGCCCCGCCAAGCAGGCCCGCGCGGCGCCGUUCGCGCUGAGCCCGGAGCAGCUAGUCCGCAUACAGAAGAACAAGGCCGCCGCCCUGCGCAGACUCGCCGCCCGCCACGCGCCCGCCGAGUUCGGGGAGAGCUGGAAGCAGCAGCUCAGCGACGAGUUCGGGAAACCCUAUUUCAUAAAGUUAAUGGAAUUUGUUACAGAAGAAAGAAAACAUUACACUGUUUACCCACCCCCUCAGCAAGUCUUCACAUGGACCCAGAUGUGUGAUAUAAGAGAUGUGAAGGUUGUCAUCCUGGGACAGGAUCCGUAUCAUGGACCGAAUCAAGCUCAUGGGCUCUGCUUUAGCGUUCAAAGACCUGUACCACCUCCACCCAGUUUAGAAAACAUUUAUAAAGAGCUGUCUUCAGACUUGGAUGAUUUUGUUCAUCCUGGCCACGGAGAUCUGUCUGGAUGGGCCAAACAAGGUGUUCUCCUACUCAAUGCUGUCCUCACAGUUCGAGCACACCACACCAAUUCUCACAAGGAAAGAGGCUGGGAGCAGUUUACCGAUGCAGUUGUAUCCUGGCUGAAUCAGAACCUGAAUGGCCUCGUCUUCUUACUCUGGGGCUCCUACGCUCAGAAGAAAGGCAGUGCCAUCGAUCGGAAGCGGCACCAUGUCUUGCAGACUGCCCACCCAUCACCACUGUCGGUGUAUCGGGGGUUCUUUGGGUGCAGGCACUUCUCUAAAGCCAAUGAACUACUGCAGAAGUCUGGCAAGAAGCCCAUCAACUGGAAGGAGUUGUGA
Molecule: messenger RNA, 918 nt
Organism: Chrysochloris asiatica (Cape golden mole)
Lineage: Eukaryota; Metazoa; Chordata; Mammalia; Afrosoricida; Chrysochloridae
Gene: UNG
Product: uracil-DNA glycosylase
Exons: 7
Coding region: 1-918 (305 amino acids)
Biological process (GO): base-excision repair; base-excision repair, AP site formation via deaminated base removal
Cellular component (GO): mitochondrion; nucleus
Molecular function (GO): uracil DNA N-glycosylase activity
Source: RefSeq, a predicted model, not a curated record